Molecule: messenger RNA, 3359 nt
Organism: Ictalurus punctatus (channel catfish)
Lineage: Eukaryota; Metazoa; Chordata; Actinopteri; Siluriformes; Ictaluridae
Gene: selenon
Product: selenoprotein N
Exons: 12
Biological process (GO): calcium ion homeostasis; skeletal muscle fiber development
Cellular component (GO): endoplasmic reticulum membrane
Source: RefSeq, a predicted model, not a curated record
UAUAUAGGGAACGGGGAAGUAUUUGGGAUUCGGCCAGGGUGAUGUGAAAGGCAGUUUCUCCCCUUCUCUCCUCUGCGAUAAAACUAUAAAAGUAGUGUCUUGUGCAGGUUAAACGGGUUUUCGGUGAAGAUCUUUUAAAUGUAAAGAAGACACGUGCUUUAGGGAUGGCGGAGGAUGUGGAUAAAGCGGUUCUCUUAGAGGAUGAGGAAGAGAAGGAGAAGAAGAGGAAGAAAUCUGUAAAUAAUGAUGGAGAUCAGAGCGCGAAAACGCGGCGCAUCUGGGCUUUCUGGACUUUAUUCACGGUCGCGUGCGUUCCGGUAAUCGGUACCGUGAUCCAGUGUUUCAGAACCGCACAGAUCUCCGAGCGUCACGAAGCGGCGCUGAAGACCCUAGGAGCAGAAGGACUUUUCCUCUUCUCGUCUCUGGAUGUAGAUCACGACCUCUACCUCAGUCCCGAGGAGUUUAAACCCGUCGCCGAAAAGCUCACAGGCGUCGCUCCUCCUGCGGAGUUCGAAGAGGAGUUCGUCUCUGACCCGAACGGAGAGAAGCUCACGCUUCACGCGGCCAUGCAACCGCUCCUGCUCGAGACCAUGACCAAGAGCAAGGACGGCUUUCUCGGGGUUUCCCAUGGUGCUCUGAGUGGGCUGCGUUCAUGGAAGCGUCCCGCUGUUCCGUCCUCCAGCUUCUCGGCUACUCAGUUCCGGAUCUUUCUGCCCCCGAAGGGUAAAGGGGAGCCGGGGGACACGUGGUGGAUCAUACCGAGUGAGCUCAACAUCUUCACUGGAUAUCUGCCCAACACUCGGUACCACCCGCCCACCCCUCGGGGCAAAGAGGUUCUGAUCCACACCCUGCUCAGCAUGUUUCAUCCUCGCCCGUUCAUCAAAUCCCGCUUCGCUCCUCAGGGAGCCGUGGCCUGUAUCCGAGCCGUCGGCGACUUCUACUAUGACGUCGUGUUCAGGAUACACGCAGAGUUCCAGCUGAACGACGUUCCCGAUUUCCCGUUCUGGUUCACACCCGGUCAGUUCGCCGGCCACGUCGUGCUCUCCAGAGAUGCAUCUCAUGUCCGAGACUUCCAUCUGUAUGUCCCUAAUGACAAGUCUCUGAAUGUUGAUAUGGAGUGGCUGUACGGUGCCAGCGAGAGCAGCAGCAUGGAAGUUGACAUCGGCUACCUGCCACAGAUGGAGUUGCGAGCGGCCGGUCCGUCCACGCCCUCCGUGAUCUACGACGAGCAGGGGAAGGCGAUCGACACCCGGGCGGAGGGAGGAGAACCCAUCCACUUUGUGUUCGAGGAGAUCCGCUGGAGCUCCGAGAUCAGCCGGGACGAGGCAGCCGGUCGUCUCGAGGUCACCUUUUAUCCUUUCAAAAAGGUGGCAUACCUGCCUUUCCCGGAAGCCUUCAGCAGGGCAGAAGCAGAGGGGAAACUGGUCCACUCCGUCCUGCUCUGGGGAGCGCUGGACGAUCAGUCCUGCUGAGGUUCGGGGCGAACUCUCCGGGAGACCGUCCUGGAAAGUUCGCCCGUCCUGGCCUUGCUCAACCAGAGCUUCAUCAGCAGCUGGUCUCUCGUCAAAGAGCUGGAGGACCUGCAGGUCGACGAGGAGAAUCUGGACUUGAGUCAGAAGGCGCGUUUACACCUGGAGCGGUACAGCUUCCCUGUGGAGAUGAUGGUGGCGUUGCCUAACGGGACCGUGGUUCACCACAUCAACGCUAACAACUUCCUGGACCAGACGUCCAUGAAGCCGGAGGAGGACGUGUCGGGGUUCGGCUUCUCGGGCGGGUUCGAGGACCCGUCUACCUCCGCGUACGUCCGCUUCCUGCAGGAGGGACUGGACAAGGCCAAGGCUUACCUCCAGUCGUCAUCGUCGUCGUCAUAAACACACACGUCUCUCAGUCUAACAGCCAGACUCCUCCAUGUCUCACACACACGUGAACGAGGACUUAUUUCCUGCACUGAAUUCUGGGAAUGAAUCUCUUAUAGCGCGUGACUGCAGAUUUUUUCAACACAUGCUAAUACAGUUUUGUUUUUAUAGUGACCAGGGUUUAAGUGUAGCGUGCUGGUUAUGAGAUUUUAACCUGAAUUAGCGAUUAGCGAUUAAGGCGAUCAUCAAAACUCCAGCUCUGAGGUAGAAAGAGGCGUUUAUUAAAGGAAUCGUUCGGCCAAAAAAUCAGCCGAGACACGUUUGUUUCUUUGGCUUCACUCUCACGAACACUUUUGGCCUAACUUUUGCUUUAAUCUUUUUUUGUUUUGUUUUUUUUUUUUUUAAUUUUAUUUUCCGCUAUCUUGUUCACUUUUUGAGUCUUCACUCGCCACCGAAUGUGCGGCGGCCUGAGAAAACCCUUCACACGGUGAAAACACGCUUUCCUAAACAAACAAAACAAAACAAAACAAAAAAGUACGAAAUAUUCCUCUUUCGUAUGAAUCUAAACGCGAAGUUAAAGUUCUAGCAUUUUUAUACCCGAUAUCUAGACCCGUGACCAGCGACGCACGCGGUAACCCUGCCCCGAUGUUGUCGUCGGACAUCUUGAGUAGCGGUGUGACUCCAAACCGGCCGCCGGGUCGCUCGCCGCGUCUCGACGGUCGGAGAAAUCUUUUACGGUGUGCCAUUCGAGUCGUGUCUGAAACUGUAAAAAAAAAAAAAAAAAAAAACCCGGGCUGAAGAUCGUACGGCGUGAAGCCGGCUUUAGCUGGCGAACUAUUUCGAAAUCUUUCAACAGACUCUUCAUAGAGUCACAUUUAAUAAAUCUUUCCGUAAAGGUAGAAAAUAAAUCAAUAAAAACACGUCUUUUUAAAAUUUUUUUGCCUUUUCUUAAAACGAACGUACGACAAAUUCUUUUCACUCAUUUUUGCUUUGACGUGUGACGGGUUUUCCCAGAAUGCCAUACCCCCAUCACACACACACACACACACACACACACACAAAUAUUAUUUUUUAGUUAGUUUUCAUGGACAAUGGCACUCCAGUAGCUGCUCAGUGUGUUCAGUGAUGGAAGUGGGUUUGUGUUUUGCUCAGCCAAGAUGAGUUAGAGUGUGUGUGUGUGUGUGUGUGUGUGUGUGUGUGUGUGUGUGUGUGUGUGUGUGUGGGGUUUAUCCUCGGAUGGAGCAGUUUGUGACGGCCUGCUCUGAAAGCUCACUGUGGUGGGACCAGGCCUGAUGUCUUUGUUCCAGUCCAGAUAUACACACACACACACACACACACACACACACACACACGAGCACACGCAACUGCUAGAAGAUCAGUGUAUUGUCUCGUCUUGUAGUCCCGAUCAUUAAUAACUAUGCAAAAUUGUUAUUUCCGUAAGAUUUGGGUUCAAAGCCGCUGCUUUCCUUAUAUUUAUGGAACAAAUAAAACCCAGUGUUAUUA